AUGGAAGCCAUCAUGGAUGCCCAUGGGUUAUGGGAUGCCAUAGAGCCACCAACCGGAGUGGUUGUGGAUGAGAAGAAGAGCAAGCAGGCUGCCAAGAAGAAGACAGCUAAGGAAGUUUGGGACUCUCUAAAGUCACGUUAUGUGGGUGCAGAGAGGGUCCAAAAGGCAAGGCUGAGGGUACUGAAGAGUGAGUUUGAAGCACUUCAGAUGAAGGAAACAGAAUCUAUAGAUGAAUAUGCUGGGAAGAUCUCAGCAAUGAUCUCUAAAUUUGGGAGUGCAGGGGCAAUAUUGGAAGACGAAGAAUUGGUAAGAAAAUUGUUUGAUACAGUCCCAGAGAAGUUCAUAAAUCUGGUGGCAUCAAUGGAGCAAAGCUGUGAUAUGGAAUCAAUGCCAUUUGAAGAAGCAAUUGGGCAUUUGAAAGCAUAUGAAGACAGGCUCCGACUCCGGAAGGUUCAUCAACCCACCGGAGUCCAAGCAAGCCGAACUCACAAGGUGGCCGAGGAAGAGGAGGAAGUAACAACCGGGGAGGAAGAGGCAGCACACGAGGACGAGGUUCGUCCCGUGGCAGAGGUGGUCGCUGGGGCGGUGACUCACGACAGGAGACAAACAUUGUCAACAAAAAAACCACGAGACAAGAGCAACAUUAGAUGUUAUGAAUGCCAAGAGCUUGGUCAUUAUGCAUCAGAGUGCAAAGCAAAGAAGCAACAGGACCAAGAAGUUAACUUGGCUGCUGAUGAAGAAGAACCAACUCUAUUGUUGACUGUUUGUGGUGAAAAGAAUACCGAGAUGGUCCUUUUGAAUGAAUAA
Molecule: messenger RNA, 807 nt
Organism: Lactuca sativa (garden lettuce)
Lineage: Eukaryota; Viridiplantae; Streptophyta; Magnoliopsida; Asterales; Asteraceae
Molecular function (GO): zinc ion binding; nucleic acid binding
Source: RefSeq, a predicted model, not a curated record